This is a messenger RNA of Cetraspora pellucida, 366 nucleotides long. The record is from the annotation of a GenBank genome assembly. NCBI's taxonomy places the organism in Eukaryota, Fungi, Glomeromycota, Glomeromycetes, Diversisporales, Gigasporaceae.
AUGUCAAGUCUAUCUGCAUUGUCUUAUGAAGUUAGAGAACUGACAGAUGCAUCAUCCUAUGAUGAAACUCAGAAAGUAAUGAAUGUAUUACCUUACAAUAAAGCUCAAGAACUAACAAAAAUAUAUGAAGUUCAGAAACAACUAAUAGCUAUGACUAAUUCAAAUGAAUCUGAAGGCAAUGAGUCAUCACUUACUACUGGUAGUAAGUCUUCAAAAAGUAAAGAUGAAUUAGUUGAAGAGUAUAGGUUUUGCAAUAAAAGUUUAAAAAUUCAAAAGAAUAAGUCAACAUCAAGUUUUAGAAGACAUCUUGCUGCUUAUCAUGAAAAUGAAGUACCAGAAUUGAGAAUGCCAAAUCAAGCACAUAAU